Messenger RNA from Acanthoscelides obtectus, 4793 nucleotides. Lineage: Eukaryota; Metazoa; Arthropoda; Insecta; Coleoptera; Chrysomelidae. The record is from the annotation of a GenBank genome assembly.
CAUUGCCCGAUUUCCCUCAAGGUCAAAGGAGAUUCCAACAUAUAUUUUGGUAAUCGAUGCAACAAAUACAGUUUCUGUUCGCCUGUCCGUUGGAACGUCGCACAUCAACUCCUAGACUUCCCCUCUUUCCCAGAUACUCGGUGAGAUAAUUAUGCAUCAAUGUCGAAGAUAGUUUUGAGGAGGAGCUUGCGGAUGUUCGAUUUACUCAAACAGAAUUUGUGGAGUGUUUUCACAAAACACUAUGGAUGUCGGAGAGAAAGUGUAUAGGCAAACUCUGCCAGUGCCGAUGUAUCAGAAUGACUACAAUAUCUGGUCGGUAUUGAAAAAUUGCAUUGGAAAGGAACUGAGCAAAAUCACGAUGCCGGUUGUAUUCAACGAACCCCUGAGCUUCCUGCAGAGAAUUGCAGAAUACAUGGAAUAUUCUCAUCUGCUCACUUUGGCUUCCGAGCAAGAAGAUCCUGUCAUCCGAUUGCAGUAUGUCAUAGGAUUUGCUGUGAGUGCCUUAGCUUCCAAUUGGGAACGCUUAGGCAAGCCUUUCAACCCCUUGUUGGGAGAAACGUACGAGCUGGAACGUAAAGAAUUCCGAUUCAUCUGUGAACAAGUCAGUCAUCACCCACCUGUAUCAGCCUUCCACGCUGAGAGUAAAGAUUGGGUCUUUCAUGGUUCGAUACACCCUAAGCUCAAGUUUUGGGGGAAAAGCGUUGAGAUACAGCCUAAAGGAGUUGUCACCGUCGAAUUCCCAAAGUUGAAAGAUGCUUAUACUUGGAGUAACGUCCAGUGCUGUGUACACAAUCUGAUAGUAGGUAAGCUUUGGAUGGAGCAAGUUGGCACUAUGGAAAUAUGUAGUCAUGCUUCUGGACAAAGAGCUCAACUGACGUUCAAGCAAGCUGGGAGCAAUGGUAAAGACCUACAUAGAGUCGAAGGAUUCAUUUUUGAUAAACAAAAACAUAAACAGUUUUUCCUGUAUGGCAAGUGGACCGAAUUCCUGAAAUGUACAGACAAUAACUCCUACGAAGAAUAUCUUAAAGAAAAUGGAUCAAAACAUCACUCAUGCAACUCAAAAUCCUCAAAAAGUCCCAAUGAUUCACCUUCACAUACAUCAAAAAAAGUUCUCCAGAAGCUUAAUAGCUUGAAACUAAGCUCAUUCAAAUCAAUGUCAGUUGCGGAGAGUAUGGAUGAUCCAACUGAAAUACCAGAGGUGUCUGUUCCAAGAAGUGAUUCUGCGUAUUCUAUUGAUAUUCCAAACUCUACGUUGAUUUGGAAAGUUAAUCCAAGGCCACAACAUAGCAGUGAUUAUUACCAAUUCACCGAGUUUGCCAUGUCCUUAAACGAGCUGGAGACUGACAUGGAGAAAACCCUUUGCCCAACUGACUCAAGAUUGAGGCCAGACAUUAGAAAAUUGGAACAGGGAGACAUUGAUGGUGCAGCAAUCGAAAAAACUAGAUUAGAAGAGAAACAAAGGGCUGCAAAUAAGAAUAUGAAGACCAAAAAAAUCGAAUGGAAACCAAGGUGGUUUGAUCAAGGAAUUAACCCGUAUAACAAGCAAGAAGAUUGGAUUUUUAACGGGAAGUAUUGGGGUAGACAAUAUACCGAUCCAGAAAUAUUCUAAUGCUCAUCAGUUUAGAUAUUUAGUCGAAAGAUCUGUUCAUAUGAAAGCUUUUUAGUAGUUCUCGAUGCCUGCAAUAAGUGCCAAAGGUACAAUAUCGAGAUGUCUAUGUGCAAUCUUCCGAGGCAAAGUUAAGUACGUGCCUAGUUUCAAUGUGUAUAGAGAACUUUUUGGGUAUAAAGAGUAGGACUAAAAUCGUUCUCUCCUAGCAGCCAAAAUUUAGUGAAAACAUUUGAAUCAAGUAGAUUGACUCAUUAUUAUCAAAUAAAUUUUCAAAUAACCCAUGAAUUCCAAGCAUGUUAAGAAGGAAUAUACAAAGUGUUGUUGAUGUAAAUGGGAUCUAGACUAAGUGUUCUUAAUGAAGACGUAUAAAAAAAAUUGUUUGAUUUAAUAUCAUAAGUUGGUCUGACAUCUCCAUAAUAACGAUAAAAAUGAGAAAUACCUAUUUUUCAAAAAUCUAUUUUUAUACAUCUUUAAAACAAACUCCAAUUAGGCAACCCAUUAUCACAGUAUUUUCACCUACAAAAAAUAUAUAGCUUCACAAAAAAUUUAUGUUGAUGUCAGCACAUUUUACGGAUCAUAUGUAUACAGCUGAGUGUGUCAGAUCAAUUUCACAAAAAGUAGCUUAGUUUUGAAAUCGUCUCAAUCUCAAUAUCAUCUCUAGGAGAAGCAACCAUCACAUGUACUGCCAUCGCAGAACUGUAAAGAAACCUAUCUUAAAAUGCCAUGAAAUUGUAAAAACGAUAUUAUUCCCGUUGAAAGUAUUAUUAGAAUACUUAGCUUUAAAAAUAAGCUGUUGGCAAUCUUGUUUUAUUUGUGUUGAAACCGUAUUGUACAAACUUAGUAUUAUGUAAAAUAUAUCAGCAACUUGAAACAACAUCAGGAACUUCUUGAGAUAAUUUGAUAGAAAUCGUGUGUAGAUAUUCUCAAAUACUUAUUGGGAGAUUCUUAUUCAAAACACCUAUCGCUUCCCAAGAGUCAUUGCCACUAAACUAUUUACCACGAUGUAGAUUGGGGUUACUAAAUAAGACUCUUUAUUCUUUGUUUUCAAAAUAUCUGUGCAUCUUGUUCAUGUUCCUUAUGUUACCAUAUAUACAAGAUGUUAGGGAAAUAAUAUUCGUAACUUUAAGAAGUGAUUCCUUGCAUUAUUCUAAGCAAAAAAGUUCAUUAUAGCUUAUGUCCGAAAAUCAAUCGUUUUCGAGUAAAUAAUGAAAUUUUUUCAAACAUUUGGCAACACUGCAACGGAACCGCGAUACUAGCGGACGACGACCGCAACUGAUUCAUCGAAUUGCUUACGUUUAUAUGAUGUUUUUUUUUGAAAAUAUGCCUUGAAUUAUUGAAUACUUUUACGCAAUUUCUUGUGGAUAACAUUUUUUAUUUAAUAACACUUUCAGUGCAGUACAUUUACUUAAAAAAAAUGACAGAACUUACCGGCACAUGGCGAUACACACCACCAAUUCCCACGAUUACCAGUCACUUAUUUGAAACGAUGCGAUGCACGAAAAAAGAAAAGAAAAUCCGUAAAUCACAAAGUUACAGUUAACUGUGUUAGUAAUCACAAUAGAUGUUCUUCGGUUUCCACUCCAACUUCAGGAUGUCUUCCGCGAUUGUUAAAAUUAGGCACUACGCUCCCUGUGUCCAGAAGUCUUUGGGAUACUUCUACGAAUGUUCUUCUAGCUGGUAGCCUUCGAUCAGGAAAACGUUCUUCGUAAAUGCGCCUAGCCUCUUCAGAAUUGCGAUGAGCCUCUCCGAAAAUAAUAAGCAUAUUAUCGUAAUACUCGCGUGCCGAAAACAUCUCUUUCGUAUCAAAAUGCACGCUCUGAUACAGUAAUACAUACUGAAUAAUAAAAUGUGAUUUCAAUUCGGGUAAACAUUAUUUGCAUUAACGUAUGCAAAAAACUAUCAAAUACUUUUUUCCCGAUGUAGGUAUUUAUUUUUUGCCUAUCGACACGAUGUCGGUCGCGAUUAUACAUGCAGUGCAGGCAGAGUACGACAUUGCCAGUUGUGCGAGGGAUUUUGUUUGUUUUUCUUCGGAAAAUUGUAUUUAAUAGGCAAGAAAAUUAUUUUGUUAGAGACAGUUAAUAAUAUACAGGGUGACUUUGAAGUUGAGUCAUUAAUUUUCAGAUAAUGAUUGUAGAAGGAAGAUAAACCAAAAUAUGUGUGUAAAAAUAAAAAAAAAUGUUACCUUGUUUAAUAAAGUAUCCUCCCGACAAGUAUUUCAGUGCGGACCUGUAUUUGAUCGUGCGGUCUUGGAGCAGCAUGCCCUCACCUGUGAGGUCUUAAGUCACCUGAUUCACGAGCCCUUUGUACUACAUUAACAAAGGCACGAGGGGUUGGUUGCACUCGAUUGGGAAACCGAUUCGCAUAAAUCCGUGAUGCAUCCGGGAGCAUUUUGUAAAGACUGCCAACCCGUAAAUAACAAUCAUGUCCACAAGUUCAGCAUUUUCGUAAACAUGUGCCAUUUUUUAUUUCGUUUGAACCACGCAACACACUACUAUUCACUUACGCGUUAUCGACUGACGAAAAACAUCGUGAUAAACGUUUCAAAUUCUUUCGCUUUUUUGUUUCCGAUGCGAUGAACCGGUCAGGCGGAUUAUAUCCGUUGUCGCCAAACACGAGCAUAUAAUAGGCAGGGCGGUACUCAAACUUCCAAAGGGCUAUAACUUUGUUACUUUAAUUUUACCAGAAAAAUGGUAAAGGAAAAAAACAUUUCUUUUGAUCAGAUCUACUCACUGUUAAAAUAAAUGACUCAACUUCGAAGUCACCCUGUAUAAUAAUAGAUGUAUAGAUACAUUUUACGUUAUUAGGCAUAUGAAUUUAAAUUAUCAAGGUGCAAAAUUAAUUUUUUUCAUGGCUAAAAAGAAAUAAGUACAUCAUUUUUUUGCUCCGAAACGGUUGAUUUUCGGACAUGGAUUAUAAUGAACUUUUUUUGCUCAGAAUAAUUAAAGUUACGAAUAUUAUUUCCCUAAUACCCGUAUAUAAGCGCUCAUUCAUCAAUUGAAGGUAGAUCGUUCGAGAAUAAAGUAUAUCUCAAACACAGCUUCAUAUUAUUAUUUCCAAUACCCGAAAUCGGACAGUCUUAUUUUUAUUUAAAAUGAGAUGCACCUGCAAUGUUAUUUUAGGGGCCAUAACUACACAAAAGUCAAUGUCAAUGAAAAAGGAAAUAAUAAAAGUAUAUGUAUACAAA